This is a messenger RNA of Lachancea dasiensis, 1593 nucleotides long. NCBI's taxonomy places the organism in Eukaryota, Fungi, Ascomycota, Saccharomycetes, Saccharomycetales, Saccharomycetaceae. The record is from the annotation of a GenBank genome assembly.
AUGCUGUCAAGAAGAGUACACAAGAACGGUUUAACAGCGAUCCAUCAGGCCUCUAUUGAAAUGGCAGACGUAACAACAAACUCACUUACUUACUUUGAGGGGAAACAAAAACCCCUCCAAGGCACAGUUGAAGUCGAGACCGGCGUACUUGACAUUGCAACGGUGGAGAGCAUUGACAUCGAUGAAAAAAAAUUGUUGAGAAAGAUGGAUAUGCAUAUCAUACCGGGUAUAUGCAUCCUUUAUCUUCUGUCUUUUAUUGACAGAGGUAACAUUGGUAAUGCGAAAAUAGAGGGUAUGCCCGAUGACCUUAAAUUACACGGCAAUCAGUGGAAUAUUGUUCUGACCGUGUUCUACUUCUCAUACUGUGCUUUUCAAGUUCCAUACAACAUGCUCAUGUCGAAGUACAGGCCCUCUAUCCUUCUCCCAACCACGAUGGUCCUGUGGGGUAUUGUUGUGACGUUAACAGGACUUGUAAAGACCUACAAGCAGUUAAUCGCUUGUAGAGUGCUCUUAGGUCUCGCUGAAAGUGGAUUAGUCCCAGGGAUCGUAUUUUAUCUAACCAAAUGGUACACUAGACAGAAUCUACAGUACAGAGAGGCCCUAUUUUUCGCAGCUGCAAGUGGAGCUGGGGCAUUCUCCGGCUUGCUCGCGUAUGGAAUCUCCUUCAUGGACGGCUUAGGUGGUAUAAGUGGGUGGAGAUGGAUUUUCAUCAUAGAAGGAAUUGUUACAGUUGUUCUCUCAGGACUAAUAUAUUUCAUUACUUAUGACUAUCCUGAAACAGCAAAAUUUUUGACUGACAACGAACGCCGCUACAUCAAGUAUAGGUUAACGCAUGAUUUUGAUCUACGACUAAAUGUUUCGCCAGAAGUCGCACUUGAAGCUUAUCAAAGACAAGACAAGUCGCAGAUUACUGCUGCUCUUUGCGACUGGCAACUGUGGCUUCAAAUUUUUAUCCAGUGGUGCUUCUGUACAGCUCUGUACACUGCCGCCUUUUUCUUACCUUCCAUUGUCAAAAGUUUGGGUUACACAAAUGCGAAGGCCCAACUACUGACAGUUCCACCCUAUGCUUUCUCUAUUGGCAGUUCGCUAUUAAUGUCCUAUUACUCAGAUAAGCUGGGCCUAAGAUCACCUUUCAUUUUUUUUUGCCAAAUUCUGAUGAUUGUAGGAUAUAUUGUCGCUCUCACGGUUGACCUCAAGGAAAAACCAGGCGCUGUCUAUGCAGGAAUUUUUCUUACGGUUGUAGGAACCUAUUCUGCCUUUCCGGGUAUGCUGUCAUGGUUGCCUGUAAACGUCGAUGGGCCUUACAAGAGGAGCAUUUCUGUAGCGCUCCAUGUCGGUUUUGGACAGAUGGGAUCCACUUUUGCCACCAACUACUUUAGAUUGACUGAUGCUCCAAGAUACAGACUAGGCUAUAGUAUGUCUAUUAUGUUCGUGGGCCUAGGUAUGCUAGCUGUCGUCGUUCUCAACAUCAGGUACUAUCUCUUGAACAAAGAAAAGGAACGGUCAAUUAUCAGUGGCGAAACUGAUAGCAUGACGGAUGUAGAGAUCCUUGCGAUGGGUGAUCGCAGCCCGUAUUUCAGAUACCAACAUUAG